This is a messenger RNA of Symbiodinium natans, 927 nucleotides long. Lineage: Eukaryota; Dinophyceae; Suessiales; Symbiodiniaceae. The record is from the annotation of a GenBank genome assembly.
AUGGCAGUCCCUGCGGCAGUGCAUUCUGAAGUACACGAUCUGCUGGAGUUCUUCGAGACAGGUGUCUCCAUCGGCGGACGUGCUGUGACUACUCAAGAUAUGCAACAACAGCUGAAGGCUUUUGCAGAUCACUUGCGUACCUCUGGAUGGCGGCCUCGUGUCGCUGCCCCGUCCACGUCCUUGCAGUCCGAUUUGGCAAGCAAUAUCUCAGAGCUCACUGCGUUGCUCAAGAAUGGCCUCAAUACUCCUACCUCUUCGUCGGCUAAGCGUGUGCAUGAGGCAAGCCCUGGUGAUAUCAUCGCUGCAAUGGGGAAUCUGUCUCCGGAGAAUCGUGCCGCUGUCUUAGUCGCGCUGGGUGGUGGAAGUUCCGUCCCGCCUGGACCUUCACCUCCAAGGAAGGCUGCAGUGUUCAAGGAAGGGGCAAUGGAGGCCCGUCCUCAUGUGCCACCGCUCCCUACUGUGGAUGUCUCUGCUCCGCUCUUCCCCGAUGCUGACAUGGAGGCUGAUGCCCCCGCAAACGCUGACCUUGCCCGGGUUGAAAACGAGCUCUUGGCGCUUGUGCGGAGUUCAAGCUCUGGCCUGCCAUCGGUCCGGGAUAAGGCUGCCUUCGAUGAGAGUGCCCCGCUAAACGUGGCUGCUCUUGACGGGAUGAUUGGACCGUGCCAGCUUGAUGCUGAUGCUUCCUCGCUUCCUGAUUUGGCCACCCUAGUAGGCUCUCAAACGGAUGAGCUGAUUGCAACAUGCCGCGAGAUCAUACCCAAAGUGGUGCGCCAGCUCAAUCUGGUGUUCAAGCCGCAAAGGCGUCUGGAACUUCUGUUGCGCACAUUUGGAUGGGUUUUUGUCGCACGGGCGCGUGAACCGGUCGGGGUGGUGUCCUUGAGUAUUUGUAUUGCACGCAAAGCGGCUGGUCUAGCACACACCCCUUAG